AAAUGGUUUGAUAUGCAAAUUUUUUUUCAAAAUUUUCGAAAAUUGAUGUCGAAUUUUUUAUAUAAUUAUGUUUUAAUUAAGUUUAAACUUUCCUAAAUGAUUAAUACUUUAUUUACUUCAGUUCGGGUUGAUUGUACUUUGUAAAUUGCAUCGUGUUGUUGGUUUCAACGUUAUUUCACCGAAGGUCCUCGAGCAUUAUUUACGUCGCUUUGUUGCUUGUUAUCGCCAUUCGUCAACGGUAAACGACUGGAAGUUCAUGUCGUUUCUCAGUUUAGCAUUAUUCUAAUUAUGUUGUGACGCUAAUUCAAAAUGAUUUUAAAAGACUACUAAACUAACCAACGUUAUUGGACAUUGAAGAACGUUUCGUUUUCGCUUUCGCAUUGGAUGCAUCCUUCGGUAAUGGUAACAUACACACGUCUAAUCAGCCGAAGCAAUAGUUGAUGAGAAGAAGCAAAUCCAGAAACCAACGUUAUAGCAUCGUCUAGUUUACAGAUUUAUAUCUGCUUCGGUCGUCUCAACGAGGCAUAUUCAUGUAAUGAAUGGUGAUAGUUACCGUUCAUUUCAGACUCACCUUUACAAACUUACUAACAUCUAUACCAAGAAACAUGGAGAUUGACGCUUCAUCAAGCGACGUUUGUCGACUUUGUGCCGAAAAUUACGACAAACGGUUUUGUUAUCCACUGUAUGAUGAAAAUAAACGUGAACGAACCAUAGCCAAACAAAUUAAUCAACUAGUCGUAAAUUUGGUAUCACCGGACGAUGGUUUACCUCAGAAAAUCUGUUUUAAAUGUUCCAAGAAUGUAGAAAUGUGUUAUUCAUUCGUGUGUAAUGUGAUCGAGACACAGAAUAAGCUAAAACGUCUGAAAAGUGUGACUGACCAGAAACAGAAACGCAGCUCGGGUGAAGAUUUCAUAGAAAAGUGUCGAUCGUAUACGACAUUAAGAUGCGAUGAACUACCCUCGUCGACGGGCGAUCAAAGUUGCAUACUGAAUGGCAACGAAGACGGCGACACCAUCAUCAGCUUCGAUCAAAACGAGCGCGAAAAUAAUACAACAGCGGUGGUCGACGACUUCAUUGAGUUAUUGGUAGUUCAUCCUGAAGAAAUGGUCGACGUCGAUGUGAACGGUAUGCUGGAAAGUUCGCCUCAUUUCGUCGACGUCAAUCAACAAAACAAAAUGGCGAUGGCUAAUGAAGCUACUACUACGAUAGACCAAAUCAGACCAUCGCCAGCACCGCUAUUGAGCUCAUCUUCGAUAAGCUCGAAACCAGACAAAUCGCAAUGGCAGCCUACUACCUGUGAUCAGACAGGCAUAACGGUCAUCGAAGGACUAGACAAUGUAGCUUCGUCCAACGAUCAGCAAACGUUACUAGUGAUCGAUAGUCAAAGUUAUAUGGACGAGGAUGAGGACGAUGGCGAUGACGCGUUCGAUGACGAUACAAUGGCUGCCAUUAAAGAAGAACCCAAAGAGAUCGCUUUUACCACCGACGAGUUCGACGAAGAGAUUUUAGAACUACAAGAAGAUCACCAAGUUACCUGGGUAUAUGACGACUCGCCCAAAGAAGACGGCGAAGAAUGCGAAAUAGUUUACAAAUGCGGAUCGUGCGGCAAUACUUACCAGAACGAGGCUCUGUUCCAGUCUCAUAAUUGCGAAGGCAGCGGCGACGAUUACGGCAGCGCUGAGAUAGUCGUGCAGAUUCGAGGUAACUACGACAACGACGGCGGCGGCGUCGUUAGUAAGAAUAAAACUAUGUUCCAAUGCGACAUAUGCAAUCGUAUUUUCAAAUCAAAACUCGUAUUCAAAUUGCAUUACGCGCAGCAUAAAAAGCCAAACGUAUGUCAGCUCUGUAACGCGUGCUUUUUAGACCCCGAAGACCUGCAGAACCAUUUGAAUCAAGCUCAUCCGGGCGCCAAUUACAAUCUAGAUGAUAGUGCGGUUUACGAAGAGGUGAUCGAUUCGGAGAAGCAGUGCGACGUUUGUGGGAAAAUCACGGAUAAUCUGAAGCAGCAUAAGUUGUAUCACGCUAUCAAAGAACUCGAGUAUUGCAAAGCGGAGAACAAAAAGUAUCUGAAGAAAUGGUUUUUUUGCCAGCAAUGCAACAAGAAAAUCUUCUCAGAAGCCAAUUUCCUGUUCCAUGUGGCGAAGCACAACGGCGAAGACACGGUGACCUGCAGACAAUGCGACUUCGUAGCAGUCAAUAUUCAAGAUUACAAUAUGCACAUAACGACCCACACCGGCGGCAAGUAUUUCAUCUGUAACGAUUGCGAAAAAUGUUUUUUCACCAGGUCGGCUAUAUCGGACCACGUGCUCAUCCACAUGGACGGUACCCGGUACAUGUGUGAAAUCUGCGGUAAACGUUUCAAAACAUCUAGAUCGAACGCACAGCACAAGCUGCUCCAGCAUAAGAAGUAUUUCCGGUGUAAUCGUUGUAAUCGCGGAUUCACUCACGAGGCGAAAUUAAAAAGUCACUAUAAUAUUUGCCGAGUCAUCAAUCAAGAUCAAAAAGAAUCCAAAGUGUUCGAGCCGGUGGAGAAAUUCUUCUGUAAUAUUUGCAAUUCCAAUAUAAAAAGCUCGUCCGAAAUAUCGAUCUUGUUCCAUAAAGCCAAACACGAGGGUAAAGAAGGCGUCGUGUGUAAAUUCUGCAACCUGCUGUGCAAAAACGCCUGCAUGUAUAAGAAUCACCUGCUGAUACACACCAACCAGCGACCUUACGCUUGUACCCAGUGUCCGAAAAGUUUCCGCACUAAGGGUUGCCUAGUGCAACAUAUGCUGGUCCAUGGCGACGAAUACAAGUACACGUGCGAGUAUUGCGGUAAAAAGUCAAAGAAGCUUACUACUCACGUGAAUCACGUCAAUAUUCAUACCGGAACUAAACCGUACAAGUGUCCGGAUUGCGAUCGUCCUUUCAGACAGCUCAGCGAUAUGAAGAAACAUCGCAAGACGCAUUUGAAGUAUAAAAAUGAUGCUAACAAUGUGCACGCGAUGGCGUCCAAUGCCUCGAAUACUGUCACUGUUACCACCGAUCUACCUUAUUUGACUAUUAAAACCGAAGUCGAAGAUAUGAUCGCUGCAGAGAGCAUUCAACAGUUACAGCUGGCCUAAUAUGAUCGAAAUGUCGAAUUUGUAUUUUAAUAUUACGAUUUUAUUAUGAGGAAAUGAUUUUCUCCCCCUUACUAUUAUCAAUACCUAAUGUACACAAGUACACAUACUACGUAUAGUUUAAUGUACAUAUCUGUUAAUGUUAAAUAGAUAAGUAUUAAUUGUUUAUUUAUUUACCUACGUCUUUGUUUGGUUGCGUUUGGUGUUUCGUAGAAACUACGAAUACGAGUGUAUAUUUUUUUUCUGUAAAUACUGCAAUUUGUUUAUUUAUCUGAUUAGAAAUUUCCUUUUUUCUUGUA
Planococcus citri (citrus mealybug) is the source of this 3397-nucleotide messenger RNA. RefSeq names its product zinc finger protein 888-like. Gene Ontology annotation, cellular component: nucleus. The record is from RefSeq and is a predicted model, not a curated record. The transcript has 6 exons. Gene Ontology annotation, molecular function: zinc ion binding; RNA polymerase II cis-regulatory region sequence-specific DNA binding; DNA-binding transcription factor activity, RNA polymerase II-specific. The coding region runs from base 540 to 3101 and encodes 853 amino acids. Gene Ontology annotation, biological process: regulation of transcription by RNA polymerase II. NCBI's taxonomy places the organism in Eukaryota, Metazoa, Arthropoda, Insecta, Hemiptera, Pseudococcidae.